AUGUCACCAAGAAAGCGAUCCCGUUCGAACAGUUCAAGUUCUAGCUCGAGAUCUAGUUCGAAAUCAAAAAGUCGCAGUCGUUCACGAUCACGUAGUAGAAGUAAAACCUAUUCCCCCGAUCGCAAUGAGGAAGGACGUCUUCACGUCACAAACAUCGAUGAAACGGUUCGUGCAAAGGAUCUUGAAGAGGCAUUCGGGCGUUUCGGUAAAAUAAUAGAUAUCUGGGUUGCCAGUUAUCCACCGUUGUUCGCAUUCGUUGUGUUCAAAUCUAGAUCCGAAGCAGAUCAGGCUCUAGCUGCUAUCAAUAAUACGUAA
Anisakis simplex (herring worm) is the source of this 315-nucleotide messenger RNA. The record is from the annotation of a GenBank genome assembly. NCBI's taxonomy places the organism in Eukaryota, Metazoa, Nematoda, Chromadorea, Rhabditida, Anisakidae.